Pocillopora meandrina is the source of this 5666-nucleotide messenger RNA. NCBI's taxonomy places the organism in Eukaryota, Metazoa, Cnidaria, Anthozoa, Scleractinia, Pocilloporidae. The record is from the annotation of a GenBank genome assembly.
AUGGAAGACAUACAGCCUAUCUCAGCCGCUGAACAGGAGCCUUUCUGUGUGGAACUGAUGAAGCGCCUCAACAUUCAGCGAAAACGAGAUUAUUUGUGCGACAUUACUUUAGUGACGAACGACGACAUAGAGUUAAAAGCUCAUAGAAAUGUUCUUUCCGCCGUAAGUCCGUUCUUUUGCAAGCUUCUUGAGAGCGACAUGAAGGAGAAUCGAGAAGGAAUUAUUCGAUUUGAAGAGAUCUCGGGAUGUGUUAUGGAAGAUGUUUUGGAAUUCAUCUACACUGGAACUGUGGAAGUGACUCAGGAGAAUGCUAAGGAACUGAUCGCCGCAGGAAACUAUCUGAUGAUACCGAGCUUGAAAACUGUUUCAGGGCGAUUUCUGGAGGCCGAAAUGACCGAAUCCAACUGCAUUUCAACGUUUUACUUCGCUGAGAAAUACGACUGUGUCGAACUUAUCCGUGACAGCAGGGAAUUCAUCCAUGAAAAUUUUGCAUUCGUAGGAGAAAUGGAUGAGUUUUUAAGCUUGGAAGCCAAGGAGGUGGCGGUGUGGAUUUCAAGCGACGAGAUUGCUGUGGAGGCGGAAGCCGACGUCUUCGAAAUUAUACUUAAAUGGGUUGAACACAGCAAGAGCGAGCGAAAAGCAGCAUUUGAGGAAUUGUUUCGUCACGUUAGACUGAGUUUUCUGUCGCGUGACUGUUUGGAGGAUGUCGUGACAAACGAACUGGUGCGUGAGAAUUUCGCUUGUGUGAAGCUGGUCAUGGAUGCUACUGUAAAGAUGGCUACUUUUGCGAGUGAAGAAGAUCUCCCACGGUCACCAAGGAAAGGUCUGGAAACGCGUGUUAUUUUAGCAUGUGGUGGCGAGUUCACUUUUUGUUAUCUCCCUGAAGAAGACCAUUGGAAGCGGCUGCCAGACGGGUCAACCGAGAGAAACCAGAAAACACAAAUGCUAACAUUUCGUGAUCAGCUGUACACAUUUAAGGAUUUCAGCAAGGCAGAGAAGUAUGAUCCCGUGUUCGAUGGCUGGUCAAAGUCGGAUCUGAGAGACGUAUCAGCAGAUAGCGCCAUUGUGACUGUUGUCAAAGGGGAUAUGUACGCCAUUGAAGUUAACAAGCCUGUUGGAAAGUCUACUAUCAAGAGAUAUGAUGUGGAGCGUUGCACAUGGCAAACAGUUGUGGAAUCUUCCCAAGGUUGUAGGAACGGUUCCUGUGUUAUCGCAGGUGGUAGCUAUCUGUAUGUUUUGGGUGGAUCGGCCCCUGGCAAUGCUGGUUAUGUCACCAAAGCUGAGAGAUUCAGCACUGGGGUAAACCAAUGGGAGGAGAUCGCGGACAUGCGGCAAGGAAGAUUUGGUGCCUUCGGCGAGGCUACUGAAGGAAAGAUUUUUGUUGCUGGAGGCUUGAAACAGGAUGGGAAAGUGUCAAAAAGAUGCGAGAUGUACAACGUAUCCACAAACGAAUGGCAGUACAUCGGAAGCUUGAACCAUUUUCGUGUUUAUGGUAGCAUGGUGUGCCUGAAGGGAACACUGUACGUAUUGGGUGGCACGAAAAACGCCAGAGAUAGUUUGUUGGCAGUCGAAAGCUACGACUUGACAAAAGACGAGUGGAUUAAGAAGACAACCAUACCAGUGGAAAGAUUCUCUAAAGAUAAUAAGGACACAUUCACUUCCUGUGUAGUUAAGCUCUCCAAAGGAGUAAUUGACAAGGCUAACACUGUACUUGGCUUUGGCUUUUGCCCUUUCGGUACUUGGCAGUCCCAAACAGCUGGGGGCCUUUUUGGAAGUACGCAGUCCCAAACAGGAUUUAGCACUGGGGGUCUUUUUGGUGCUCGGCAGUCCCCCUUUUCGUUCUCUUCAUCCAAUUAAAGUUCGCGACUGUAUUUGAGUAGGCAGAGGAUGCGUAAGUUAAGUUUGCUAUAACAUGAAAUUCCUUUCACUUGAUGUCUAGGGGAACUCUAAAUUUCAGUUGCUUUGGCGAGUCAGAUCUCCACAGUAUUUACUCUAUAGAUUAGAGAGAAAAUAGGCAAGGGCCAAUUUUAAUUCCAGCCAUACAGAGGGGCAUUCAUCACGUCUCGGUGUUAAGAUGCCCCAUGGGUGAUUUUACAACUGUUAUCGAAAGGGAAAACGUAAUCUAACAUGUAGAUUUUUAAUAAUACCACAUCGUCACUGCCCUUAAAAUACAAUCGUGUUAAGUAGAACACAGAUUAACGCUUUAACCCCUAAGAGUGACUGGCAUCUAAUUUCUUCUUGCAAGAACACCCUGUAUAAAACAUUUAGGUCAUGAGAAUAAGGGAAAUGAUCAGCAACUAAAGAAGUUCUUGAUUGUUAAACACAUUCUCCUUUUCAGAACCUUAAGAAAGUAUGGAGAAAGUAUGGAGAAUAUGCAUACUGAUUCUGGGGUGUAAAGGGUUAAUAACAAAUCAAACAAUAACUUAAGGCUUCCACAAAAUUAAGGGCGCAUGCGCAAAGGUACUAUCACAGUUGAAUAUCAGUUGACAAUUGCCCAUAGUUACAAAUUUCUUCCUUAUUAAUAUUUAGAUACCAAGGAGCUUUUAGUAAUAUUUUCGGUCAAUUGAAACCUGGCAAUGUCUUACAGGAACUUUAAAUCUUGAUAGACUGAAGACUGUGCAAAGUGUGACAACAAUCAGCUUUUUCAUAAACGAUUUAUGUUCGUUAGACAAAAGAGAGAUCCAUAAGAACGCGUAUUUUUGUUUCACAAUGAUUACAAACAAGAAGCGUGACAAGUGUCUAUUUUUUUAAAAUCCUUCACAGAUUGUCGAGUGAAUACACUAUAAUUUGAGAGUAAGUGGUGAAAAUAAAGUCUGUGACAUUUCAAGGUGGUGUGUUUUGUUGUUGACGGAUUCCCACCUCAAACAAAAAAAAAUCUUUACACAAUUAAUUGGCUUUGACUUGCCUCAAUGAUUUCAGCAAUAAUCUUGAAUUGAUUUGGCAGUUUAGUAACAUGUCUGGUAAAACCACCUAUGUCGGCCAAACAUAAGGGGUUUUGUUUAUCAGAAUCCUCAUGUAUGUGCAGCCUCCUUAUCAACUAUUUUUGGGAAUUCACGCCAUUCUCUCACCUUGGAACUUAGAGAGUUGCGUUGCGUGACAUCCUGAGGACCAGAAGCAAAGUCGUGUGGUCCGCUAGCUUUUUUUAAUUCGAAAAAUACAUGUACAGGUUUGCAAGAGCUCAUUCAAUCGAAACCACCUCUAGAUUAGACCAGUCCUUAACUACUUGUAUAGUAGUCUUUAAAACAGAUUUACGCUGGUAAGUUGAAUAAUGGAAUAAAUAAACUAACACUUGUCUGUGAAUAAAGAGAAAGGAAUCCUUUGGCUCGUUGUAAAGCUAAACAAACCACUGACUAGACCAAACGAAUUAAGUGUACUUCUCACGGCAAAAGUGUAACCCGCACCGCAGAGCGCGGGAAAGCAGAGGUCGGAGAACCGCUUGGUUGCUCCUGAUUGGUUAGAGUGACCCGAAUCUGUACUCUGAUUCGCUAAAAGAAAUAGCACUAUUAAGAAAGAUCAGAAAAAGCAAAACCAAUGUAAACACAUCAUUACUUUCGAGACAAUUAGGUAAUGUAAGAACUCGAAACUAUAGCAGGGAAAAUACAUGUACUUUAUAUUUCUCCUCACCUGUUCAACUUUCUCCAGAUCCAUUUGAAGGCGGGUGUGCUCUAGAAAAAAAAUUAAAAUAAAAACACGAGAAACAAACUAUAACUAAAACCAAAGACUACCACGUUACAGGUCAUAUUUAAGCCUAUAAAUUAAGGAAGUUUCCCUGUGAGGAUUUGACUUAUUUCUACUGCGUGUAACUCGCUCUUCCUUAAACUGUGAACUCUUGAAUUUGAUUUUCAAGGGCGACAAACAGAUACAAGACUACGAUAUUUCUUAGAAAAAUGUAUUUAUACGUCUGUUACUCACAUUGAGAAAGUUUAAAAUGACAAAUUGACGGCCAUCAAUCCUUGACGUCGAACGUGAAGAAGUGAACAACAUCCUCGAAGAACACACUGACAGAAUAGUGUCGCAAGCAAUAUCCAAGCUAAUAGGGUUGAAAUAACAUGUUUCCUGGCCUAGGAGUCGUCGAGGAAGACUCGUAGUUCGUAAGCUCUUUCCACGUGCAAGAACUGAGCUAAUAAAUGAAUGUUAAUUUUAAAAAAAGAUUUGUCAUUCAAAUGAGAUUUCCGACAUGAUUGAAAACAAUUUUUGGUCACUUCUGUUCAAUUACUGCAAAACGGAACGGGAUGACCAGCUGGUGCAAAUACCUACUAGUAUUCAUAAGAACUCAGAAAUAUAUUACGAAGAGCAUUUUCAAUAAUUUUUCAUCAGCUUUAAUGAACAUAGGCAUGCAUAGCAUGCAAGAGUUAAUUUUUUUGGCCAGGUGGGUUGAGGUGGGACAGUUUGUAAACUUAAUGUUUUCAUUUUUCUCACCGAAAAGAGAAGAAAUUUUAAAAACGAUAAAAAUCGCAGAAAAAAGACGGAAAAAUACCUAAUUCCUCUGCUGUCCAAAUACCUCUAAGUAAAAUGAAAUGCAUCUGUGCCACAACGCCUUCUAUUUCCCGUUUUGGAGAGAGCGCGUUGUGUGACGAGACCAAAUAACGGUUGCGAAAAAGACUACGCUUCCUGCCGUUCCUCCAACAGAGAGAGAAUAUAAAAAUUAUUCGUCUACAACUUUUAACCACAAAUUUUUCUACGAAAAGGAAAUUAAAACUCUGUUGUUCCUCUGAUGGACCCCAACGAAAGAUUUAUAUAUUGCGAUCUCGAAUAAGUGAAGAUACAUUGAACGAGCUAAGAGGAUAAUAUUUGAAGGAGGGCUUUCGAUUGAUGGAAUACGCCUCAAAUAAAACUUAGUAGGCUGUUCGUAAAGAUUUUUCUCGCCCGAUCUCUUCUCGGAACGGAUAUCUGUGCGGUUUUUUUGAAUGAAGGCUGUUUUUAUAUAAAUAAUUCCAAUUACAGUAUCAGAGGGCCUAAAACUUCAGUUUUGCUUUUAUUGUCAUCUCACACUUUUGGCUGAGUUUUCGUUCUCAAAGAGUUGCAUUCAGAGGUAAGAGAACUGAGAGACGAUGCUCUUGUAGAGUUAAGUAUGCGCAUUUUUAAGGAUAUGCCCGGGCAUUUGAUUGAGCAGAAAUGUUCAGUAAUGAUUCAAUAGUUAACAGUUCUGAGUUUCACAUUCUCCUCUUGUAUAAGUUUUGGAUACCCUCUUUGAAUGUCUAGCUUUAAUCCGGGGUUUAUACGUUUAGAGGGAACUCACACAGUUCUUUUUUUGACCAAAGCACUUUGUGCGUUUAGAAGAGUUUUCAAUUUUCAUCAAUUUCAAGUUUGUACAGUAUUCUUUUGGAGAACUUCAGUUCACAGCCAGCAAAUGUAUGUUUAUUGCUUCUGUUGGUUUUCUCUAUGGAUAUGGUUGCUUUUAUAAUCCAUUCAUCCUCUGUAGGGUCUUAGCAUUCAACUGUUAACUCAUUUCCGUCCCCUUGAGUGACCUAAGCUACCCAUGCAGUACAUAAACUUUCCCUUCAGACACAUCACACUCGCAUAUUUGCGGCAUAAAUACUGCCACUCAUUUGUUAAGAUAUUUUACAUCUCACAUGAUCUCCACACCCAUUUAUUUAACAUGGCGGUCCUCCAACUGCAUUUCAACGUUUACUUCGCCGAGAAAUACGAUUGUGACGAGUUUAUGA